GUGUACCAAGUGGAUCGAGCUGAAUGAUGACAUAAGAUGGGGCUUUGGCGGGGCACAGCUCGGCAGUGCACGGAGCAGCAGAGGCCCGAGCCGUCGACGGGAACUUGGAGAGCUCCGACGGAGUCUGGCGAGAGGUCGCUUUCGCAAUGCUUCUUUCAUCAAUACCAGCUUGAACAGCCUCAUAUUGCGACAAGAAGCGGCACUGGCUAAUUUUCGACCGACAUUCGAAUAGUAGCCUCCGAUAUUAGCCCAAGGUCAUUCUCAAGCUAGAAUACGUCCGACUUCAAUCAGACGAUAGCUCCCGGCAAACCCUCGAGCGCCUCCAAACCAUCAUCAUGGACUACGUCGACAAGCGACUCCAGGAGGAAGCAGUGAAGCUGCACGUCGACCAAGGCAACGCCUUCUUCACCCCCCUCAACAUCCUCUUCCUCCUCGUAAACAUCUACACAAUCUACGUCCUCCUCCGCCCGACCCCGCCUCCGGUCCUCCCGAAAGAGCCGCCCGCGACCGUCUUCCGCGUGUUCAACCCGCGAACCCUCCUCCCCUACACCGGCGAGAACGAUACACCCAUCUAUCUCGCUGUUCGCGGCCGCGUCUUCGACGUCACACACGGUCGCAACUUUUAUGGCCCCGGCGGACCCUACUCCAACUUUGCCGGCCGUGACGCUUCGCGGGGCCUGGCGCUUGGCAGCUUCGAUGAGGAUAUGCUGACGGAGGAUCUUGACGGCCCGUUGGAUCUCCUCGAGGGACUGGGACCGGACGAGAUUGAGGCGCUGCAGGGAUGGGAGGAGAAUUUUGACAGCAAGUAUCUUGUUGUCGGCAGGCUUACUGCCGUCGGCGAUGAAGAGAAAUAGAGUCAAUACUGGUAAAGUUGGUAACAUGGUCUUUUACCGCAGGGCUUGAAUAGACUUAGACGUUGAAAGGGAGUUGUCCCCGACGAGUUUUCGCAAAGUUCUUUGUCCGACACGCUGUACAGUGUUCGAAAAUCUGCCCCGUGCCUCUUCGCUUCUGGAACGUCCCACAGGAAGUUGAACGCAUCAGCUGUGGCAUUAUGACAUGGCGGACCUGAUAACCAGUCAAGCGCCCACGGCUCUUCCGAGUGCUUCGAACAGGAUUGACAGCCGGCCCGAAGAAUUAGAUUCCACAGCAUGCAUUGUCGCUCUGCCCAUUGUUAAGACACGAUAGCAUGACGCAAGGGAGCUACGUGGGGAGGCAGCCGCCAAAAGAGGGCCGCUUUCAGGUUAGUCAGAUUAUAGCGUCACCAUCAGGAGCCAGCGACGGAAGAAUUGUGAG
Colletotrichum acutatum is the source of this 1293-nucleotide messenger RNA. Its product is annotated as cytochrome b5-like heme/steroid binding domain-containing protein. The record is from RefSeq and is a predicted model, not a curated record. Gene Ontology annotation, cellular component: endomembrane system; endoplasmic reticulum; membrane. The transcript has 3 exons. Lineage: Eukaryota; Fungi; Ascomycota; Sordariomycetes; Glomerellales; Glomerellaceae. The coding region runs from base 336 to 854 and encodes 172 amino acids.